Bubalus bubalis (water buffalo) is the source of this 1024-nucleotide messenger RNA. Its product is annotated as vomeronasal type-1 receptor 2-like. NCBI's taxonomy places the organism in Eukaryota, Metazoa, Chordata, Mammalia, Artiodactyla, Bovidae. Gene Ontology annotation, molecular function: pheromone receptor activity. The record is from RefSeq and is a predicted model, not a curated record. The transcript has a single exon. Gene Ontology annotation, cellular component: membrane. Gene Ontology annotation, biological process: G protein-coupled receptor signaling pathway. The coding region runs from base 95 to 1024 and encodes 309 amino acids.
GAAUUCUUUCCCAGUGUUGGUUCUGUGAGACGCCUCCUGAUGUUGACACCAGCUCAGCCCCCUUUCCACUUCAGGCCACUCUGACGUCUUCUCCAUGUCUGUUCACAAAGAAGCCCUGAGAAACGCAGGGGAGGCGGCUGUGAAAACCAUCUUUCUGCUCCAGGUGGUGGUUGGGGCUCUGGGCAAUGCCAUCCUUUUCUCUUGCAGCAUCUCUCCAGUCUUGCUGGGCCACAAGCAGAGACCCACACAGAUGGUUCUGCCACAUUUGGCCGUGGCCAACCUCCUGGUUCUUCUCUCCCCUGGGGUUCCCCACACAAUGGCAGCUUUUGCGUCAAGAAAGCCCCUGUCCGGUCUCGGGUGUAAGUUUGUGUAUUAUGUACAGAGAGUGGCUCGCAGCACCACCCUGUGCUCCACCUGCGUCCUGAGCACCUAUCAGUCCUUCACUCUCAUCCCCAGGAGAGCGGAGUGGGUGAUGCUCAGAGGAAGGGCCCCCAAGAUCAUUGGUCCUUCCUGCUGCACCUGCUGGAUGUUCAGUGUCUUGAUGUACAUCCUUGUUCCUCUGAAAAUCACUGGUCCUUGGGACACACACAACUAUACUGAUACUUGGGGCAAGUGGUUCUGUUCACCCUUAGCUACUAAUGCAGGCUUUGUCUACCUGUGGUCCGUCUCGGAUGCCGUGUUUCUUACCCUCAUGGGCUGGUCCAGUGGCUCCAUGGUGCUUCUCCUGCUCAGACACCGCCAGAGGGUGCAGUAUAUUCACACCCCCACUGGACACCACAGAUGCCCCCCAGAAACCAGAGCCGCCCACACCAUCCUGAUGCUUGUGGUCACCUUUUUCAUCGUUUACAUACUGAAUUCUACUUUUUCUUUUUAUAUCACUGUUGUUUUAGAGUUUCGUCUGUGGUUGAUACAGACUUCUGAUGUCUUGGCUUCAUGUUUCCCCACUGUUUCCCCCUUUCUGCUGCUCCUAAGGGAUCCUAAAACUCCUAGGAUCUGCUCUGGAAUCAAUAGAAAUAAUGCUUAA